Molecule: messenger RNA, 2633 nt
Organism: Marchantia polymorpha subsp. ruderalis
Lineage: Eukaryota; Viridiplantae; Streptophyta; Marchantiopsida; Marchantiales; Marchantiaceae
Source: the annotation of a GenBank genome assembly
CGAGGUACGGUGUUGCAGACGCUGCAGAGGAUGUCCGAUGGUUUAGGAGAGGGUUAUGAAAUGUCACGAGCUUGCGGAUGAAAUAAUCAGCCAAUUUGAGGUGCUCCGAUGGCGUUACGGGCGGCAUCACCACCUCCUGCUGGCAAAUUUGGAGUUUACGAGAAUGCCGCUGUCGCCUCGGCACUUUCCCAUCAGGCGAUCCGCCGAAGACCGUGGCAUUUUCCAUUCAUUCUGACGCUCUGUUGUGCUGCGUGUUCAGCCGUAUGGAGCAUCUAUUCAAGAUCGCAGGCUUUGACAGACAAUCUUGCGACGCUGGGCAUCAGUCAGAGUUUUGCUGCUGCAUCUGUCCAAGUGGCCCUGUGGAUUGUGAUUAUCCUCUUUCUCAUGACUUUGUCCGCACUAUGCAAAGUAUUGAGUGUGCAGUCGCCCCAAGAAUCACAUAUUGGCGUGAGUCUAAGAUCUAGUGGCACCACCACAGUUAUUGGAUCACCCAUAUCCUCGUUCGCGUCACCUGGCAGCACUGGCUUCAAACCUCUGAAAUCAAGAGACUCUCCUCAAGAAUUCUCGAGUGCAACGAGGCAACGGCCUCCAAGAGCCCGGCAAUCACCUGGACAAUCUCAGUCCCCUGUUCUUGUUCCUAUCCAUCCUAGCGUGCUUAAGAGCAAGCCACUUUCCAGUCCGUGGUCUGGAUUGAAUGGAUUCACGGGGCCUGUAAAGAGUCCUGUUCAGAAAACAUCUGCGUCGUCUGCUCCGUCUGGGUCUCCAUUUCAAGCUACACCUUUUCCUGCACCACCACUUCCAACGACCCCAGCUAGUCAGUUGCAAAAUUCUCCCGGCAGUUUGAGUUUUUGGCCUAAUCACAGAACUCGCUCUGGACGAUUGGACUUCGGGAAGGAUGAACUUGAUAGUGAAAAAAAACUAGCAGAGUUUUUGGCAGAAGUGGAUGACAAACUUGCAGAUGCCUGUGGAAAGUCUGGGGGUCAGGCCACUCCUUCGCCUACAGUGCAAGGUGUUGCCAAUGGUCCAAGUCCAAGUCUCGCUCUGGUGCCAGCUCCAGUUGCAAGCACUCCCAGAACACCCAUGCGAGCCCUACGUAUGUCUCCUAGCGCCCAGAAGACGGGGUCACCUAAGAAAGGAGAGGUGGAGAUACCACUGCCUAUGUCCAUGGAACAAGCAUUGGAAGUGUUUAAGAAGCUUGGGAUCUAUCCUCAAAUCGAACAGUGGAGGGAUAGCCUCCGACAGUGGUUUUCUGAUAUGCUACUGAAUCCGCUUGUUCGAAAGAUCGAUUCCAGCCAUUUACAGGCUAUGGCUGCCGCUGCACAACUUGGUUCGACAAUCAAUGUUUCUCAAGUUGGAGGCUUGAAGCAAGACACAACAUCCGUACCAAUCUCCGCGGAUGGUUCUCUUCAGGAAUGGCUCACUACUAUGGUUCCUGACGAGGAUUCUCAGCUGCAUCAACUCCGUGCCCACCUUUUGCAAGCCCGUGAUGGACCUGUAUCUGUCCAGCAAAACUCUUUAUUCGGUCUUGCUCCACCUCAAGAGAAAGUGUAUAACCCUCAUAUUCAAGCAUGCCUAGAUGCCGUGACUGAGCAUCAAAGACUGAAGGCUCUCAUAAAAGGAGAGUGGGUGAAAGGACUCCUCCCUCAGAGUAGUGUCCGAGCAGACUACACCGCUCAACGAAUUCGAGAUUUGGCUGAGGGGACUUGUGUGAAAGCGUAUGAGUACAUUCCGAACGGGGAGGUUUAUGAUAAAGUCUCCAAGCGAUGGACAGCUGAUCUUCCCUCUGAUGCCCACUUGCUACUUUACCUGUUUUGUGCGUUGCUGGAGCAUCCUCAGUGGAUGCUGCAUGUGGACCCGACCUCAUACCCCAGCACCCAGUCUGGGAACAACUCCCUUUUUGUUGCCAGUUUGCCACACAAGGAGCGGUAUCCAGAAAAGUAUAUUGCUAUAAUAUCAGGCGCCCCAUCUAUCUUACAAGCCGGAGCAACAGUUUUAGCAGUUUCCAAGACCAGUCCUCCAAUUUUUGCUCUGUACUGGGACAAAAAAUUACAGUUCUCCUUCCAGGGACGAUCUGCACUGUGGGAUGCGAUUCUGCUUCUGUGCUAUCGCAUAAAAGUGGCACAUGGUGGGGUUGUAAGAGGGAUCAACCUAGGCUCUCCCGCAUUCAACCUUCUCUCAGUUUUAGAACCUUCGCCUGAAAGCCCUGUAAAGUAAUUGACUCACAUUCGUUUCUGCAAAUGCAGCCAAUGCACCUCUUAACUGUAGGCAAGGUGAAUAUAACGAUGCAAAUACGAGUGAUAUCCUUAGCUGAUACCGUUCAGGAAGGUAUCUAACAGGAGGAGGCCCUGUCUAGAGAGAAUUUUUUUUUUUGGUUCUUACGGUAUGCAUUCUUGCAUUUUCACCAAUAGUGGCACGCUUUGCCAGAUUUGUUGGAAGAGAAUCACGGGUUGUUGUUCCCCUCCCACUCUCACCCUUACGGUGGAAUCGGCUGUCAGUGUAGCUAGUUAAUUUUGACCACUCGCCAGUGUUAUUCUUCACGGGAGAAGACUCUGGAUGUUGACUUGGAGGGUUGUUAUUUGCCAUGAAUUCCAAGUGCUGCCUAGUAAAGAAAAGAAAAUGUAUCGCUUUGUCUA